AUGGGCUUCUUGGAGGAGGAGGGCAGCUGGAACCUGUCGUUCGCUGGCGCCGGCUACUUGGGUCUCUACCACGUGGGCGUGACCGAAUGCCUGCGCCAGCGCGCCCCGCGCCUCCUCCAGGGCGCCCGCCGCGUCUACGGCUCCUCGUCCGGGGCGCUCAACGCCGUCAGCCUCGUCUGCGGCAAGUCAGUCGGUGCGUGCUGCUCCCACCUCCUGGGCAUGGUCAAGCAGGUGGAGCGGCUGAGCCUGGGCACCUUCCACCCGGCCUACGCGCCCAUCGAGCACAUCAGGCAGCAGCUGCAGGACACUCUGCCCGCGGACGUCCACAUCCUGGCCUCCCGGAGGCUCGGCAUCUCGUUAACCCACUGGCCCGAUGGUGGAAACGUCAUGGUCACGGACUUCACCACCCGUGAUGAGGUCAUCCAGGCCCUGGUCUGUACCGUGUACUUCCCUUUCUACUGUGGGAUGAUCCCCCCUGAGUUCAGAGGGGAGCGCUACAUUGAUGGGGCUCUGAGCAACAACCUGCCCUUUGCGGACUGUCCGUCCACCAUUACUGUGUCACCUUUCCAUGGGACGGUGGACAUCUGCCCCCAGAGUACCUCGGCCAGCCUGCACGAGCUGAACGCCUUCAAUGCCAGCUUCCAGAUCUCCACCAAGAAUUUCUUCCUGGGAUUGAAUUCCCUUUUACCCUCCAGCCCUGAGAUGGUAGCCGACAGCUGCAGACAAGGCUACCUGGAUGCCCUGAGGUUCCUGGAGAGACGGGGUCUAACCAAGGAACCCAUGCUGUGGACAUUUGUGUCUAAGGAGCCCCCAGCCCCAGCUGAUGAGACCCGGGAUGCCCGAGACCAGAAGGCAGGCCUGUCUCUCAAUUGGAAAGUGCCCAACGUGCAGGUCAAAGACGUGCCCAACUUUGAGCAGCUCUCACCAGAGCUGGAGGCUGCACUGAAGAAAGCCUGUAUGAGGGAUCCCAGUCUCUGGGCCCGCUUCCGCCGCUCGGGGCCUGGGCAGGUGCUGACGUAUGUGCUGCUGCCCUGGACACUGCCCUUCGAGUAUGUCUACUUCCGGAGCAGAAGGCUAGUGGCAUGGCUGCCCGACAUGCCAGCGGACUUGUGGUGGAUGCAGGGCCUGCUUAGGACCUUGGCCCUCGAGGUCUGCUCCAGGACAAAGGCCCAGCUCCUUGGGCCGGUCAGCCUGCUGGCCACCAGCGUCCCAGACACAAGCUCCCUCCAGCCUGGGGCAGCUCCUUGCACAGACACCGCUGUGGAGCUCAGGCCCAACCAACAGGCCUGAGGGGGCCAGGCUGGGCCAGCUCAGGGACUGGUCGCCCAUGACUCCUGCUCUGGCCCUCGUCCUGCAGACCCAAAUCUGCCCCACUGAAAAGAUGCCUUGCCAGCCUCUCUGGAGCCCCUGCACGGUAGAGCCGGUUCCCUGG
Molecule: messenger RNA, 1432 nt
Organism: Carlito syrichta (Philippine tarsier)
Lineage: Eukaryota; Metazoa; Chordata; Mammalia; Primates; Tarsiidae
Gene: PNPLA5
Product: patatin like phospholipase domain containing 5
Exons: 9
Coding region: 1-1290 (429 amino acids)
Biological process (GO): triglyceride catabolic process; lipid homeostasis
Cellular component (GO): membrane; cytoplasm; lipid droplet
Molecular function (GO): triacylglycerol lipase activity
Source: RefSeq, a predicted model, not a curated record